This is a messenger RNA of Panicum virgatum (switchgrass), 330 nucleotides long. RefSeq lists its product as uncharacterized. The coding region runs from base 1 to 330 and encodes 109 amino acids. Gene Ontology annotation, molecular function: oxidoreductase activity. Lineage: Eukaryota; Viridiplantae; Streptophyta; Magnoliopsida; Poales; Poaceae. The record is from RefSeq and is a predicted model, not a curated record. The transcript is spliced from 2 exons.
AUGCGGAGCGAGGUGAGGGUGGUCGCGGUGGUGGCCGCGUUCGCGAGGGACCUGGAGGCCGGCGAUGCGGCGGCGGCGCGCGGGUGGCCUGCCGGCGCGCUCUCGUCGUACGCGGUGUCCAAGGCGGCGCUGAACGCCUACUCGCGGGUGCUGGCGCGGCGGCAUGUCUACGCAGGCCGUGGUACCGGCACCACGUACGCCUGCCGAACCGAUUGGGCGGAGGCCACAACCCAGCCCACAGCAACAGCCAACCUCGGCAUGACAAGACCGGCGCAGCCGGGGCCGCCGCCGAGCGGGCUGCGGGCGCGCGCUCACCACACGCCGCUGUAA